This is a messenger RNA of Nematostella vectensis (starlet sea anemone), 2654 nucleotides long. Its product is annotated as eukaryotic peptide chain release factor GTP-binding subunit ERF3A. NCBI's taxonomy places the organism in Eukaryota, Metazoa, Cnidaria, Anthozoa, Actiniaria, Edwardsiidae. Gene Ontology annotation, biological process: translation. Gene Ontology annotation, molecular function: GTP binding; translation release factor activity; GTPase activity. The coding region runs from base 117 to 1763 and encodes 548 amino acids. The transcript is spliced from 18 exons. Gene Ontology annotation, cellular component: translation release factor complex. The record is from RefSeq and is a predicted model, not a curated record.
UCACACACGUGGCACAUGCGCAGUUUCUCGCCGGUUGCACCAUAGCUCUCGUGGUCCGAAAACAUCACACGAAAAAUUAUCCAAAAAUCACCAUCAGAUUAACAAAACCUGGGAAAAUGGAUCCACCACAGAACGCUCCCGACUCUUGGGAUUCCAUAGAAGAUCCCGGGCCCGGAGACAGCGGGCAAUCACUCGCGGCGGACUUCAAUUCUUUAAACGUGAAUGCUAAGCCAUUCGUUCCCAAUGUUAACGCACCUUCUUUUGUGCCUUCAUUUCUCACCAAACCAGAUCCAGUACCAGCUCAAGAAGAAGCUAAAGAAAAUGUCCAACAAGAGAUGGAAGUGGAAUAUAAACAGAACGACCAAGAAGAAGAGGUGGUAGAGGAUGCUCUUUCAGAAGAGGAAGAUGAAGAGGAAAGGCCAAAGCCUAAACCAGCCGCCAUCAAGAAAAGAGUAGAAGUAGAAGAGGAGGGUAACGGGCUAGAGCAUGUCAACAUUAUCUUCAUUGGUCAUGUUGAUGCUGGCAAAUCAACCAUUGGAGGGCAUGUCAUGUAUCUGACGGGUCAAGUUGAUAAGAGAACACUGGAAAAGUAUGAGAGGGAAGCAAAAGAGAAAAACAGAGAAACAUGGUACCUGUCUUGGGCGCUGGACACAAACCAGGAGGAGAGAGAUAAGGGUAAAACAGUUGAAGUUGGAAGGGCAGCUUUUGACACAGAUACAAAGCACUUUACGCUACUGGAUGCCCCUGGACAUAAAAGCUUUGUUCCCAACAUGAUCAGUGGUGCAGCACAAGCCGAUCUGGGUGUACUGGUUAUCUCCGCUCGUAAAGGAGAAUUUGAAACAGGAUUUGAAAGAGGAGGGCAAACGAGAGAGCAUGCCAUGUUGGCCAAGACAGCAGGCGUUAAACAUCUAGUGAUCCUUGUCAACAAGAUGGAUGAUCCGACAGUGAAGUGGAAUGAGGAAAGAUAUGAAGAAAUAAAAGUAAAACUUACCCCUUUUUUGAAGAAGGUUGGAUUCAACCCUAAGACAGAUAUCAUGUACAUGCCAUGCUCAGGGCUCACAGGAGCUAAUUUAAAAGAGCCCUUAGACCCCCAAGUGUGUCCUUGGUACAGUGGUAAACCAUUUUUGAAAUACAUCGAUCAGCUUCCAUCCCUGACAAGAUCUGUGGAUGGUCCUGUCAGGCUCCCCAUUGCUGAUAAAUACAGGGACAUGGGAACCAUUGUUCUUGGAAAAGUGGAGUCGGGUACAAUAAACAAGGGACAGACACUUGUUCUUAUGCCCAACAAGGUCAAUGUCGAGCUGACGACAGUCAUCUAUGACGAGGAAGAAAUGACAAGUGCCAGGGCGGGGGAUAACGUCAAGUUAAGGCUGAAGGGUGUUGAAGAAGAAGAUGUCUCGCCCGGGUUUGUUCUCUGCUCCCCUCAUAACCUGUGCCACACUGUGCGUACGUUCGACGCUCAAGUGGUGAUCCUGGAGCACAAGUCCAUCAUUUGUGCUGGGUACAGUGCAGUGCUACACAUACAUAACGUGGUCGAGGAAGUCUCAUUCUUGACGCUUAUUGCCCUGAUCGAUAAAAAGACAGGGAAGAAGGGCCAGACCCGGCCACGGUUCAUCAAACAGGACCAGAUCGCCAUCGCUCGACUUGAAACACAAGGCGUCAUCUGCAUUGAGAAAUUCUCAGACUUCCAGCAAAUGGGCCGCUUUACUCUACGAGAUGAAGGACAUACAAUCGCCAUUGGAAAAGUCCUCAAGCUAAUUUCUUAAAUAUUUUGUCAUCGCAAAGUGUAAAAAGUAUGAACUGAGAAAGACAUUAAAGGCCGCCAAAUAUAAUGACAAACUGGUGAAUCGAGGAAGAACACCUAGUGAGGCUAACGUUAAAACCGGAUGUUGGCGUCAUAAGCAACAAAAAGACUGUGGCAUGGUGACUCUAACACAUGAAUGGCUACUUCCGGUUGAACUGCUAAAGUCGCGUGACGUGCUCGUGUGUUGGGCAUUUUAGCUGCAGAAGUCACGUGAUGUGCUCGUGUGAUGGUCAUUAGUACGUCGCCAUAUAUGGAUGAUCUGCAUGUGCCGAUUAACAUGACGUAAGAUACAACCAAUCGACUCACAUGCAUCACAGCAAAAGCACGUGAGUGGCCCGUGCUGCAGAAUGUCUGUCCGCGUGUAUCAGACAUAGGCUUGAUUUACAGCCGUCGUUACAGCGGGCUCACAUAAACGAGCUGGAAAUCGAGCGUAGUAUCAGACACAGAGUCAUGCAAGUCUCGUGAAAGACUCGUGCGAGAACUAUUGGUUUUGUUAGUUUCAGGCAAACACACGUGACUGGUUAUGUGCGAUAUACAGCAUCACGUGUAUAGCUCAAGUUAGCCGUCACUAUUCUGGUAAAAUAAUAAAAAAGAAGAAGCCAGCAUCAAAGAGGUUUUGAAAUUGUGCUCUAGUCAGGCGGCGGCAUUGUUGAGGAAGCAAGGAGCAUUGGUUUAUUUGGGUUGGACUUGUACCCAACCCCCUUACCCGAAAUCGUAUCCGAAAUUUCCAGAGGAGGGGGGGGGGAGUUGUUGGUCUGAGAACUUUCCUUGCAUUUUUUGUGCAAUCUGUACCUCCCUCAAUAAAACAAAUAAAUACAACAAACGGAUAUAUAAAUAAAUGCACUUAUGUAAA